CUCCCAGUCCACCCCCUCCUCCGAGGAACCCGAUCGACCGCCUCUCUCCUUCCUCGUCCCAGCUCCGCCGGGAUCGAUCCAUUGCACCGGUGAGUGGGGCGACGAGCAGCAACAUGGCCGCUCGGCGGUCUCUGCCGCUCCUCGUGGCCCUGCUCUUCGCCGCGGCGUCUCUUUCCCACACCGACGCCGCAGGCUCGGCGGAGGCGGACGUGCUCCUCAAGUUCAAGACGAUGAUCACCGAUCCAAAGGGCAGGCUCGGCAGCUGGGUCUCCGGGGGGGACCCAUGCGGCGAUUUAGACGGCAAGGGGAAGGGGAAAUGGGAGGGCGUCAUCUGCAGCGACGGCAAUUUGCAUGCGCUGCAGCUGGAGAACAUGGGCCUCUCGGGCAUGUUGAACGUCAGCGUGGGUGCCCUCAGGGAAUUGCCGGACCUCCGAACGCUUAGCUUCCAGGACAACCAAUUCUCCGGUCCGAUGCCGGACGUGAAGAAUUUAGCGGGGAUGAGAGGUAUAUUUCUGUCGAACAACAAGCUGUCGGGGGAGAUCCCGGACGACGCGUUCCAAGGGAUGGGUUCGCUCAAGAAGGUGGACCUCUCCCACAACGACUUCUCCGGCUCCAUCCCGACGUCGCUCGCCCGUGUGCCCAAGCUCCUGCAGCUCAGACUCGACGACAACAAUUUCUCCGGCACCAUACCCCAUCUCCGGCAGAAGGAAUUGCAACUCCUCAACGUGUCCCACAACGAGCUGGAAGGAAAGAUUCCGGACGGCCUCAAGAACGUCAAGGAAGCCUUCUUCGAUGGCAACAAAAACCUAUGUGGCGAAGCUGUCGGAAACCCUUGUGCGACGGCUACGCCACCACAACAGCCAUCACCACCGGCACAAUCGCCGCCGCCCCAAAAGAACUCGAUCCCGGUACUGGAAGUCAUCACGAUAGCGUUUGGUGGGACAAUAGUGAUAGUCGGAGCAAUCGUCGUCGCACUCAACCGUGGGCGAGAGAAAGUGGAGGUAUUAGGCCAACCCAUGUCCUCGAGGAACUCAAAGAAAUACACAUCGUUUCGGGAGGAAAAGCUCGAGAAGGGUGCGCCGGUCAAGUACGAGGGGAGUGGCAGCGGGAUGGCUGCGGCGGCAAGUGGGAACGAUCAGGGAAGGCUGGUGUUUGUGAGGGAAGGGAGGGAGAGGUUUGAGCUGCAGGAUCUGCUCAAGUCCUCGGCCGAGGUGCUGGGGACGGGCAACUUCGGGUGCACCUACAGGGCCACUCUCCCGAAUGGUCCAUCCGUGGUGGUCAAGAGGUUCAGGGAUAUGAACAGGAGCGGCAGAGAGGAUUUUGAGGAGCACAUGAGGAGGCUAGGGAGGCUGUCCCACCCCAACCUGCUCCAAUUGGUCGCCUACCACUACAGGAAGGAGGAGAAAUUAUUGGUCCACGACUACGUCCCUAACAGGAGCUUGGCUUUCAUACUCCAUGGUAAUCGAGGCCCGAAUCAUAUGACGAUGCUCGACUGGCCGGCGCGCUUAAAGAUCGUGAAAGGAGUAGCCAGUGCUCUGGCAUAUCUCUACGAGGAGCUCCCAAUGUUAGGGGUACCCCAUGGCCACUUGAGGUCCUCCAACGUGCUGCUAGGCGAGUCCCUGGAGCCUCUCCUCACCGAUUACGCCCUCAUACCGGUGAUGAACCAAUCUCACGCUGCAAAGUUCAUGGUAGCCUACAAAUCCCCUGAGCGCAAGCAAAUCGGCAGAACAUCCAAGAAGAGCGAUGUAUGGAGCCUCGGAAUGCUGAUACUAGAGAUUCUCACAGGCAAGGUCCCCAUGCAUGACACGCAGCAGGGGAAGGAGAGUACAGAUUUGGUGAACUGGGUGAACUCUGUCGCUAGAGAAGGGCGGGCCAGCCAAGUGCUCGACAGCAAGAUGAGCAAGAGGACCAAGAACGCGGAGGGACAGAUGUUGAAGCUGCUGCAGAUUGCAUUGGCCUGUUGCGAGGAGAACACCGAAAAGCGGUGUGAGUUGAAGGAAGCUGUCGAGAAGAUUGAAGAGAUGACACUGGGGAAUGGGGAUGACUCUUCGACCGCCGCUGCCAGCGAGGAGGAGGGGGGCGAUUCAUCCAAAGCCCGGCCUGAGGAUGAUCUGUCUUCUAUUGAAAUUAAUUGAGCAUUCAAGGAAGAUUUUGAGAUUUCAUUGUCUUAAUCGAGCUUUGAAAUGAAAUAGAAAAAGAAAAAGAAAAGUUG
This is a messenger RNA of Elaeis guineensis (African oil palm), 2212 nucleotides long. RefSeq names its product pollen receptor-like kinase 1. Gene Ontology annotation, biological process: protein phosphorylation. NCBI's taxonomy places the organism in Eukaryota, Viridiplantae, Streptophyta, Magnoliopsida, Arecales, Arecaceae. Gene Ontology annotation, molecular function: protein binding; protein kinase activity; ATP binding. The record is from RefSeq and is a predicted model, not a curated record.